AUGGCGGAACAAUUCUAUCUCAUUGCACUACACGGCGGCGCAGGAACCCACGCGAAGUCCUUUGACAAGGGACUCAGGAAAGCCCUCAAACUAGCAUGUACCCGCGCCGUUGACGCUCUCAAGGCCGGUGACCCGGCUCUCAAAGUAGUGGAAGACAGCAUCACGUUUCUCGAGGAUGACCCGUGCCUUAACGCAGGUUUUGGCUCCAAUUUGACCCGCAACGGGACGGUCGAGUGUGAUGCGGCAGUCAUGGAUGGGCGAACAUGCGAUUUUGGCGGCGUCGGGGCGGUGUCUGGGCUCAAGAAUCCAAUCAAGGCUGCUCGAGCCGUCUUAGAGCACUCUCGCGUACCGGACCCAUUGGGAAGAAUUCCACCGCUGUUGCUUGUGUCCGACGGGGCUACAAAGUUCGCAGAAUCAAAAGGCGUUGAAACUGUGUCUGCAGAAUCGUUGAUCUCUCCUCGGGCGAAGGAAGAAUGGAUGAAAUGGAAGACAAAACUCGACUCCGCAAUUGCUGGCAACCCGUCAGACGAAGCGGUGCCGUCUGAGCAAAGUUCGACUUCACCCAUCAGUCCGUCGACGGCAGACAGCCUACGCGCUAUCCAAGAUACCGUGGGCGCGGUCGCGCUUGACGCGGAAGGCAACACCUCCACAGGGGUAUCAAGCGGUGGGUUACUGCUCAAACACCCGGGACGCGUUGGAGAGGCCGCAGUUUACGGUGCGGGCUGUUGGGCAAAAGACCGAGAGAAUGGAGAAGGGCCUCGCGGCGUCGCCUGCAGCGUUUCUGGCACAGGCGAACACAUUAUCCGCUCAAUGCUCGCGAAGACCCUCGGCGACGCAGUCGCGGCGUCCGACGAUGACACGCACAGCGUCGUCGAGCGCGUUCUAGGCGAAUUCUACAAGGAUUGCGAACGCCGCGGUGAGCAAUCGCCCCAGGCGGGUGUGCUACUGCUGGUGAAGGAGCGCAGCGAUUCGAGGACCGUCGCCGCCCGCCUCUGGUGCGCUUUCACCACGGAAACCAUGGCGGUGGCCUACGCGUCCUCGCUCGAUCCGAAGCCCAGGGCCCUCGUCCUGCGACAUCAGCGCGCGGAGCUAUCACACGUCGCUGGAGCCCCCAUCUACAUCACUUCCCUGCCGCUCGAGCGAGCGUGA
Molecule: messenger RNA, 1149 nt
Organism: Sparassis crispa
Lineage: Eukaryota; Fungi; Basidiomycota; Agaricomycetes; Polyporales; Sparassidaceae
Exons: 11
Coding region: 1-1149 (382 amino acids)
Biological process (GO): protein maturation
Molecular function (GO): threonine-type endopeptidase activity
Source: RefSeq, a predicted model, not a curated record